ACGUCGAGCCUAUGCUUUUCUCCUCCGCGAAGGAAUUCGUUGAGCGUGUACAUUGUUUACGUUCGUUCAUCCUUUUCUCCCUUACAUUUAACAUACAUACACAUAUUAUUUAUUAACGCAACAUUCGUUGAAUUUAAUAUAUAUAUAUUCGUAGGAAGGUAUUGAACGUGUACAAUAGUGAAUUAUGAAUCCCAUAUGAUCCUCGUUUCCCGCGCUUUUUUGUGACUAAGAUUUUUUUUUUCUUCGAAGAGAAAAACAAAAUAAAGGGAAACAAAUAGCAUCAUGAAAACGACAAAUAAUUAUCUUCUCGUUUUAUAUAUUAUAUCGUUCUUAACUUCGUCGAUAAUAUGCGAACCAAACGAUGCUACUACAACGCGUAUUCCUAUAUUAAAGUGUUGCCCACGCGAUCAGGAACUAAUCGUGUCCGUUGAGAAUGGCGUUUCGAAGGUUACUAACGAUUGCAGGAAAAGCACGACAGCAUGGCAACCAAAGAUCUACUCGCCGACUCGGCAAAUGCAAUAUAACGAACCGUUAGACGGAUGGAACGUUUUAGAGGGUAGAAGACCAGAAUGUCGAGACGAUUCCGUUUUGACCAGAAUACCAUCGAGAACGGCCGUACCUUUCAUAUUUCUUGAAGAUGGCUAUGCCAUUGUCGAUGGAAACGUUGAGGAACCGAUCGCACCUAACGAUUAUUGUGCCGACGCCAAUGCUAUCUUUGUUUGCGUUAAAAAAACCCCAGAAGGGAAUCAUGCCGCAGCAACUAUGAAGCCCAAGAUUAGACGUUGCUGCGGAAAAUCUGCCGUUUUCCACGAGGGCAGGGAAUCGUGCGAUUUUGUAAACGAGUCGGAAGACACGACACCGUUAUUGGGAGACUCAUCGACAAUGGUGGACAUAGUGUCAGGAUUUCCGGCUUGUCCUCGGGGGGACAAAUACACGAUCUUGGCCGACGUAAAAGAUGCCGUAUUGCAGUCAGACGGUAGCAUGAAAGUAGACGGUGUUAUUUUACCAAGCGGCCAGUUUUGCGUCGAGAGGAUCAAGGAACUCAACCAGGCGGUCAAGGUCUUUGCUUGCUCUGAACACGCACCGCAAAGACCACAUGUGCAAGCAACAGACAUCAGAUUCACGCUCUAUCCAGUGGGCUUUAUCAUCAGCGCUGUGUUCUUGGCAGCCACCUUGGCUGCUGGUUGGCUGUUACCAGCAUCUCAUCACGUUUUGCACUGGCGAUGCCAGACUCAUCAUGUCGCUUGCUUGAUGCUCGGCGAUCUUCUCAUGGCUAUCAUUCAGCUAGCAGGAGAUUCCCUACGUGGUGGAAGUUGCAAGGCUCUUGCUAUUAUGGCUCACUUCUUCUUCUUGGCUGCUUUCUUCUGGCUGAACACUAUGUGCUUCAACAUCUGGUGGACCUUUAGAGAUCUAAGACCAGCAAGUUUGGAGAAGGGCCAGGAAACCUUGCGGCUCAGAGUCUACGCUUGUUAUGCCUGGGGUGGACCCCUUUUGGUUGCGGGAUUGGCCGCCCUACUGGAUCAUCUUUCACCCCAGACUCAGUACACGUAUCUUAGGCCUCGUUUCGGUGAAAAGCAAUGUUGGUUCUAUGGCGACAUGGAAAUCCUUGCGUAUUUCUUCGGACCAAUCGGUGUACUUUUAGCCGUGAAUCUUCUUUUCUUUGCCGCAACCGCACGUGAAUUAACGUGCGGCCUUUGGAAGGGAGAAUUCGUCAAGAGUACUACAGAAAGGGCUGCACUUGGCCGAGUAUGUAUGAAGUUGGUGAUCGUGAUGGGGAUCACAUGGGUCGCUGACGUGGUCUCAUGGGCAGUAGGUGGUCCGCAAUAUAUCUGGUACUUCACCGACCUGAUAAACGCCUUCCAAGGUGUACUGAUAUUCGCAGUGGUCGGCUGUCAACCUCAGGUCAGAGCGGCAUUGAAAAGACUUUGCAAUAGAAAUCCAAGAACGAACGCUGGUCGACAGGGUAAUGGCCUGAGUACAACCAGUCAUGGGAUGCCCAGCAUGGGUGAUAGCGUUACACAGAAUCCAAGUACUAAGACUGCACCGUUGGAGACCAUAUGUUAAAACUCACCUCGAAGAUUCCUGAUUAAAUAUGAAUAAUAAUAUUAAUAAGAAGAAGAAGAAGAAGAAGAAGAAGAAGAAGAAGGAAAAUAAAUAAAUGAAAAAAUACAAUGACGAAGAAGAUUAAAAGAGAGUCGGAAGACUACUCUACAACUAUCGUAGAAAAAAAAAAAAAAAAAAAAAAAAACCUUUUUAACAAUGCCGACUUUGGGUGAACGCAUUGAACGUUCGGCAAACAUCGACGAUCACUGCGUUUCCAUUCUAAGGUCGUUGACCUUGAGAACCCGUGGGUGUUUUGUCAGGAAUGAGAAAGCCUAGAGGCUGUAUUUCUAACACGCCUUCUUCUGUUUUUUUUGUUUUCCUUUUUCUUUUUUUUUUUUUUUCUUUCUCUCCGACGGACUUAUAUGUGUAUAUAUACAUAUAUGUACACUAAAGACACUUCAAGAUCACGUAUAUAUAUAUACAUGCGUGAGUGUAUAGGUGAGUCUGUAUGUUUAUGUGUGUGUAUGUGUGUAUGUGUGUGUGUGUGUGUGUGUGUGUGUGUGUGUGUAUACGUUCGAGAAUACGAAUACUUGCAUAAAAUCGAAAAAGAAAACGAAAGGGAAAAUUCUUUAUAAGUGACGAACUCAUUCUAAUCGAGAAACUCGUUAUUAAAAUAUAUAAAGAAGAGAGGAAAGAGAGAGAGAGAGAGAGAGAGAGAGAGAGAGAGAGAGAAAGAGAGAGACAGAGCGAUUGAUCAUUCAUCAGAAAUUAUUAUUAAUAAAUUAUCGAUAUAAUAAUGUAUAAUCAUAGAUGACUGAUGUAUAAUCAUACAUUUAUUACCAAUUCGAUCGAAUAGUUAUUGCGUCCACUUCUCUAAUGUCUUCGAAUCGAGCUUAAUUAUAAUACUUUCUCUCUUUUGCAAGGCUCAAAUGGUUUUUUUUGUUUUUUUUUUUUUUGUCUUUUUUAUAUACACGUGUUUAUGUGUAUGUGUGUGUUGUUCUUUUCUAAUACUUUGACACGGUUUUUUUUUUUAAAUUUAAUUCAAAUUCAUUCUUUGCCCAUUCGUAAAAUCUCUUCUCGUGGAUCAUAAUUAUUUUUUGUCUUCGUAGAUAACGAUUGGAAUGUUAAUAUCGGGACCACAAAAUAAUUCGUGAUGUAGAAGAGUUAAGUAGAUUUAGAAAUAACCAAAUUCUAAAAAAAAAAAAAAAAAAAGAAAAAAAAGAAUAAUAAAGAAGAAAGAAAAACGUUUGAUCAACGAUCCACGAAUCUUCACACGGGAUAAUAAUUAAUAAUUUAUUGUUUAUUGCCAUUUUGAAAUUUGAGAGAAUCAUUUCUUUGACUUGUUUGUCAUUUGGAAUGGCUAUUUUGCAUCGACAUUGAAAUCUCUCGUGAGAUCUAAAUUUUAUAUGUCAUCAAUUUUUUCUAUCGCAUCAAGAUCGCAAUAAAAAAAAAAAAAAAGAAAAAGAAAAAAAAAACCUUUACGUCCAAGAAUACUGCCAGAAAAAACGUCUUUAAAAUAGUGUGAAAAGGAAAAGAGAGAGAGAGAGAGAGAGAGAGAGAGAAAGAGAGAAAGAGAAAAAGAGAAAAUUUUAUAACGUCGUAUUUUUAACAAUACUGCCAAUCUAUGUCAAAAAUCGUCUGGAAGAGUGCCAUUACAAGUUCAUACAUACGUACAUAUAUAUAUAUACAUAUAAUUUAAUCUGCAUUUCGCAUCGUCGAUUGAAAAUAGUCGAACGAAUCAUCAAGAUAACAUAAGUUUUGAUCUACGUGAGUCAAAAAUUAGAUUCUUUUGGAUAGAAACGGGUAAGAUCAAAGAAUGAUCGACGAUUUGCGACAAUAUGUAUUAAAAAUUCGAUGCCUUUUUAAAUGCCUUCCAGAUGUCUGGCAAGUUUAACAUGCCGUAUUGAUCGAUAAUUAAUGUCAGAAUUUUCAGUAUUAUAUAUUUAAAUAAAUAAUUAAUAUUAUUAUUAUUAUUAUUAUUAUUAUUAUUAUUAUUAUUAUUAUUAUUAUUAUUAUGUUAUACUAUUGGGAUAGCCAAUAUAAUACAAUAAUACAAAAUUAUACGAUAUAUACAGUAAAAAAAAAAAAAUAAAAAAGAAAAAAAAAUACUAAUGUUGUUAAUAGAAUAAUAUUAUACUAUACUAUUGGGAGUAGCCAAUAUGAUAUAAUGAUACGAAAUUAUACGAUAUAUAUAGUAAAAAAAAAUACUAAUGUUGUCAAUAAAAUAAUAUACUAUACUAUUGGAUUUUCAAUAAUAAAAUAAUACAAUAAUAAAAUAAUUUACAUAUGUAGGCAAUAAAAAAUAAACCUUUAUUUAAAUAUAAAAAUACUGAAACUUUUGACAUUCAUUGAUUUAUCUAAUAUUAGAAAAACACGAGUCGAUUAUCAAACGAUUUGUCAAUAGACAACAUUAGUUUAGAGAAGAAAAAGUUUGUAAGAGCUUACGAAUUGUUCGUUCGAGAUUAGAAAUAGAAAGAGAAAUAAAAAGAGAGAAAGAAAGAGAGAGAGAGAGAAAGAAAGAAAGAAUAAUUUUUUUUUUCUUCGGGUGCAUCAAAGAGACUAAAAUAUAUAUUAGCCAUCAAAAAAGAUUUUAGAUGGCCUUGAACAAAAGCAACAGAUACGAUGUCCGCUGUCUCGAUUCGAACAAUCUCUCUCUUGAAGACACAUCGAAAUCGAUUUUAUUCGAAAUAUGUGGGCGUUCGAAAAAGAGAAAUAAAGAAAAAAAAAAAAAUAAGAAACGAGAUGGUCUUCGAAGAGUAGAAAAGAAAAAAGAAAAAAAAUAAACAACACAAACGGGUCAUUUUAGAAAGUCUAAUUAGUUCCUUUUUGUAGUAUGAAUGACGAAUGACAGAAGAGACAAACCGAUGUUCCCUUUUUCUAAAUGACUCAACUUCAGAACAUUUUACCUUCGUUGAUCUUUUUUUUUUUCUAAAUAAUUUUCUGAUCCAAAGAAUGGAAAAAAAAAAGAAAAGAAAAGAAAAGAAAAAGAAAGGGGGAAAACGGAGCAUCUCCUACGUAUGUAUGUAAAAAUUAUUACGACGAGACGUGUUGUAUAUUUGUGCGUGCAUAUGUGCGUGUGUGUACGAAUGAUACUAUAUAAUUAGUGUUCAUCAUAAGUCAUUUUAAGUAAUGCGUAGAUCACAUAUUCUCUCAUAAAAUUCCCACGGUGACAGUCGUAUAUCCUGUUAUUAAAAUUCUAUGCGAUAUUCUGAAGUUAUUAUAAAGAGAGAAAAAAGAAAAAAAAAGAAAAAAGAAAAAAAAAAGUAAAAUAUACUUCACCAAAAUAAUAAUAAUAAUAAUAAUAAUAAUAAUAAUAAUAAUAAUAAUAAUAAUAAUAAUAAUAAAAUAAUUUUGUUUGUUAAAAAUUUAUUUUUAUGCACGCGACUGUCGCCGAAUAUAGAAGAGACUUUAUUAUAUUCAUUCUUAACUUAUCAUAAUAACGCAUUUUUUUAUUUCUCAUUAUUAUCAUUAUAUUAUUAAUAUUAUUUUUGUUAUUAACAUUAAACAACUGCCAAUAGAAACAAUACCGGGCUCGAUCAUAGAAUAUAGGGAUAUAACACGAGUAACACCGAAAUAAAAUUAGCUUAUAUUAUUCUUAAAUGUAUAAAAAUGAACGCUUAGAGAAUAAUAAUUAUCGUUAUAUAUAUAUAUAUAUAUAUGAAAAAAUUUUCAAUGCGACAAAUUUUCACCAGACCGAUAGAAAUUACGAAUUAUAUAUUAUAUUUCUAUCGUCGCAUUUCAAAUUAAUAAUCGAAUCCAAUGAAAACGUGAGCACACAUUUAUUCUCUUAGAAUAUUAUAUACUGAUAAUAGGAUCGAUGUGAAUCGAGAGAUAGAUCGUAGCCUUAAUAAAUUAAUUUAUUUCGAAU
Messenger RNA from Vespa crabro (European hornet), 5911 nucleotides. RefSeq names its product probable G-protein coupled receptor Mth-like 1 (gene mthl1). Gene Ontology annotation, biological process: cell surface receptor signaling pathway; G protein-coupled receptor signaling pathway. Gene Ontology annotation, molecular function: G protein-coupled receptor activity. Bases 283 to 2064 code for a protein of 593 amino acids. The record is from RefSeq and is a predicted model, not a curated record. NCBI's taxonomy places the organism in Eukaryota, Metazoa, Arthropoda, Insecta, Hymenoptera, Vespidae. Gene Ontology annotation, cellular component: membrane. The transcript has 7 exons.